AUGGAUAUGUUGGAUGAUGAAGAUGACCAAAGCUUUCACGCUACGCGUGACGGCUACUCCCAUUUGAGCGAUGUCGAAUGGGAUGCGGUUGAACGAAUGGGUUCGACCAUGGGCAUCCAUGCUGUUAGCGUCAUGCUAGAGGCUCUCAAUAGAGAUGCCCAACAUGUUACUAUCGCCAAGUUCAUUCAAAAUGAACUUGACGCAGAACGCGAGAAAGUAGCCUUGCUUCACCAACAAGGUUCUCAACAAGCAGAGUUGUUGAGAGAACAAGGUGCUCAACAGUUUGAACUGUUGAGACAGCAGCAGGCUGCUGCUGGCGGGUCGAUGCACUCGCGUCGGCCCGAGACUUUAAAGAUUGACAUCUCAAAGGCGCGUCGCAUCGACGACGGGGAUAUGCAAGUUGCAUUUGCCCAGUCAAAUCUGGCAGGACGUGCCAAGACUUGGGCACUGGGGCUCAAGCUGCACGACCCAUAUGCGUUUGGGUCGUUGGAAGUCUUCAAGUCGCGGCUCAGACAAACGUUUGAACCGCCUAGAGCUGAGUUCAGAGCUCGAACCGAAUUCUUGAAGCUCAAGCAGGGUAAGCGUGAUGUGCACGCUUACGCUCAACAUAUACGACAUCUCACGAGUUGUAUAAGUUCCAAUCCGGUGGAUGAACACACGUUGGUUUCGGUGUUCAUGCAGGGUCUUGCGGAUGGUCCCGUCAAGACUCACCUGUUCCGGCUUGAACUAGAUUCACUAGAACAAGCCAUUUCCAAUUGCGGAGCAGGAAGACUUCAGUCUGAGACAGGCUCGCGCCAGCUCGACAUCAUAUCGUCAACCGAGACGAUAUGA
Molecule: messenger RNA, 831 nt
Organism: Peronospora matthiolae
Lineage: Eukaryota; Oomycota; Peronosporomycetes; Peronosporales; Peronosporaceae
Source: the annotation of a GenBank genome assembly